AUGGGAGACCUUUGUACUAGACUCUUUACAUAUUCUGCUGCGCUUGAUUGCUUUUAUCAAACUAAUCAUAUCUUAUCUUCUGACACAACUAGUGAUAAUUACAUGGAGGAGAACAAAGUUGUUGCUAUUGGUAAUUCUUCACAUAUUCCCGAAGAGGUUGUGUUUGAUAUUCUCGCAAGGGUUCCAUCAGUCAAGUCUCUGUUGCGAUUUAGGUGCGUUUCUAAAUCCUUUUGCUUCCUUAUAUCACAACCCCGAUUCACUGAAGCUCAUCAGAAAGGACCAAAAAACAUAAAAGUUCUCAUGGCACACCGGGCUUCUGAUGUAACUCGACACAAUUGGAAUAUUUUCACUCUCGGGAUGGACACGUCAUGGAGAGAGAUUCAAUGUUGCUUUAGAUUCUUCCCUAUAAGGAAUAAUAGUGUUCAUAUCGAUGGGGUCAUUUAUUCUAUAAACUACUAUCACAUAAGUGCAUUCAAUGUUGGAGAUGAAAAUUUUAGAAUGAUCGCAUUCCCUCCUGGGGUUUCGACGUCAAUCCUUGCAAAAUUGUCGCCAACAGUAGUGGAGAUAAAGGGAGAAGUUGCAAUUCUAGAUCGAGAGCAUUUUAAAUGA
This is a messenger RNA of Lycium ferocissimum, 609 nucleotides long. Its product is annotated as F-box protein At1g31080-like. The record is from RefSeq and is a predicted model, not a curated record. Gene Ontology annotation, molecular function: protein binding. Lineage: Eukaryota; Viridiplantae; Streptophyta; Magnoliopsida; Solanales; Solanaceae. The transcript has 2 exons. The coding region runs from base 1 to 609 and encodes 202 amino acids.